AUCUGAGAGGAAGAGUAUUUAAGUCCACAUAUGCACCCUCCAUCUGUGAUCUCAAUUAAUUCUGCUUGUCUUUGAGAGAGUCUCACCUUAUUAUCAACCAUGGCAGCAAUUGCGCGACCUACAUCCGAUCUCCUUAAGUCCUGCUUAAGCGAUAAGGUUGUGCUGGUGACUGGAGCAGCAUCUGGGAUCGGUAUAGCUGUGGCCAAGCAAUGGGCGGAACACGGAGCAAAAGUGAUCCUUACCGAUGUUGACAAGGGAAAACUCGAAGCUGCUACGCAAGGCAUUGGUAGUGGCAGCGCCUGCUAUGUGUGCAAUGUGGCAUCCUGGUCCGAGCAGGUGAAGCUGUUCGAUGAUAUCAAGCGAAACCAUGGAGUCCCGGAUAUAGUGGCCCUAAAUGCGGGAAUUGACCCGGAACUCGCUAAAAUGCAUGACCUCCCAGACGAAGAACGAAAAAGGGUGGGCAACACGGUCCUUCAUAACUAUUUAGCGGAUGAUUACUCCGAGCAGGACCAGCACAUGCUUAAGCAGCCGGCGGAUGACGUUUUUAAUGUUAACUUCAAGGGAGUUGUGUACGGCAUUAAGCUCGCGGUGCAUCAUAUGAAGAAAGCAAAGAAAGCCGGGCGUAUAAUUGUCGUUGGUUCGGCAGCGAGUUACCUUGAAUUCCCGGGUCAAGAUCUAUACGUCGCAUCAAAGCACGCCGUUUUGGGCCUCGUCAGGUCUACGAGUUCACGCAAGGAUGUCCGAGAGGCCGGGAUCAUCUUAUCGAUGGUAGGGCCUUGGUUGACUAAAACUGCGCUCGUAGAAAAGAUUCGACAGGAUCGGAAAGGAAUGAUGCCGGAAAGUUCCGCCGAGGAUGUCGCUUGGGCGGUAUCGUACCUAACGAUAGCGUCUCGCGAGAACGCGAAUGGGAGGUGUGUAUGGGUUCGGGGUUCGGGAAUUACAGAGGUUGAGGGGUCAUACAGGAAGUGGCUGGCGGGAUUGAUAAAACUUUGAGCGUUAGGUUCGCUGUCAAGUUUAACGUAGUCGCGGUGGAUAUAUCCAUCUCACUUAGGUGACGAACUCCAAUCAGCCCAUAUUUUGGCGACGACAUUGAAUCUUCGAAGGAUGCGAACGGGUUGCGGCCUUAUCUCAAGCAAACGAGGAAAAAUUAAGGAUAAGGAUAGAAAAUGAAUUACUUUAGAAGUAUCAAAAAAGCGUCCAAUAAGCAGAAAUGUUCGGAAGCGGUUUCCUUUGGCACGCGACGAGCACGGCACCAAGCGUAAACUCCAAGUUCCUUGAGUCUUGUUAGAACCGCUUUCGGUAGGCCGAGAUUUGAGUCUCGGACAGCAUCCAUUGUCUGCAUCGGCAAGAUGUCCGAAAAACUAACUUCCCUAUUGCUGCACUAUUUAGCCGAUUCGGAUACUGGAGAGAUUUCCUAUGAAGUAGCACAGGAAGUGAUCGGGUGUGAAAUAAAGCUCAGCGGCCAGUGUUCCCUUAGGGGUUACGAGCGUACUCGCUGCCGUACCGAGUUCUCAAACGGACGU
This is a messenger RNA of Coccidioides immitis RS, 1523 nucleotides long. RefSeq names its product dehydrogenase. NCBI's taxonomy places the organism in Eukaryota, Fungi, Ascomycota, Eurotiomycetes, Onygenales, Onygenaceae. Gene Ontology annotation, molecular function: oxidoreductase activity. The record is from RefSeq and is a predicted model, not a curated record. The coding region runs from base 100 to 993 and encodes 297 amino acids. The transcript is spliced from 3 exons.